Molecule: messenger RNA, 1437 nt
Organism: Capronia epimyces CBS 606.96
Lineage: Eukaryota; Fungi; Ascomycota; Eurotiomycetes; Chaetothyriales; Herpotrichiellaceae
Product: V-type H+-transporting ATPase 54 kDa subunit
Exons: 4
Coding region: 1-1437 (478 amino acids)
Biological process (GO): proton transmembrane transport
Cellular component (GO): vacuolar proton-transporting V-type ATPase, V1 domain; fungal-type vacuole membrane
Molecular function (GO): proton-transporting ATPase activity, rotational mechanism
Source: RefSeq, a predicted model, not a curated record
AUGUCGCUGAGCCCACCUGCCUACCUCAGCUCACUCCAGAACAAUAUCCGAGCCCGUCCAAUUCCCUGGGACGGCGCAGUCCGCGCAGGGAACCUCACCGAAGAUCAGCUCAAGAAGAUCCGAUCGGUGGAUAAAGUCAGGAAAGAGCAGCGGAGGCAGACGAUUGAACAAAAUGUCGAAACAUACAGCGCCCUGCUAGUCGGUGGCUCAGAAGGUGGCAGUGUGCUGGAAAAGGCCUUCAAGCGAACCGAUAUCAUCCAAUAUAUCUUGGUUUUAGCAACAGACCUGAUCAGUGAUGCACCGGCUCUUGCGACCGCUAUCCUGAAACACCCUGAGCCCUACAAACUCUUUCUGUCGCUCCUCAACCAGUCUGGCAACCCAGAAGACCCCAUCCCUCUCCUCGCGGCCACAUUUUUGGUCAAUCUCGUUGCCAUUUCUUUAACGACGUCAUCGAAACCAGCCUCACGAGACGACGAAGUGCUCCCACAGCUCUACUCCUACCUUGCAAAGUUGGUUAAGAACCAGGACAGUGGUUUACAAGACAUCGGAGUCCAGCACACGUCACAGGUACUCCGGACAAGGCGGUCGAAAGAGCUGUUUUGGGGUCAAAGAAAGGACACGGUCGAUCCUCUGUUUGAGAUCUUGAGAAAAGCUGUAGGGGCAGCGAAAGACAAUGAUUCCACACUGUGGAGCGGCGCUACAAGCAUCAGAAGCACCGACACAAGAUUUGGAGGUGGUGUUGGCCUACAACUCAUGUACCAUGUGUUGCUUGUGAUAUGGCAACUCAGUUUCGAGGGCGAACUGGUCGGUGACGGACUUGAAAGGGACGAGGAGAUUGUACCACUCUACACACAACUUUUGCGAAUGUCACCAAAAGAAAAGACCACCCGUCUACUCUUAGCCACAUUGAAGAAUCUCCUGUCGACCAACAAGGAGACGUUGAUUGCAACAGCUACAACAGCGAGACUUCCUGCGCUUCUUAGCAAUCUCUCUGGCCGACAUCUGACGGAUCCUGAUCUGUUGGAAGAUCUUGAUGAGCUCAAGACCAUGUUGGAUGAAUACACCAAGAACCAGACCACCUUUGAUGAAUACGCCGAUGAGGUGAGUUCAGGCCAUCUGCGCUGGUCGCCACCUCAUCGGAAUCCCACAUUCUGGAGGGAAAAUGCGCGCCGAAUCAUCGAAGACAAGAGAGGCGAGCUACCUAAGAAGCUGGCCGAGAUUCUGUCUAAGAAUUGGGAGUCGGACAAACAAGUAUUAGCAAUUGGCUGCAAUGAUGUGGGCAAUCUCGUGAAAGAGGUCCCUGAGCAUCGAUCGACACUUGAUAGGCUGGGGCUCAAAGUUCGACUUUUAGAGUUGAUGGGUGACUCGGACGAGAGCGUUCGGUGGGAGAGCCUCAAGGCUGUGGGAGAAUGGAUGCGAUACACAUUUGACAAGUGA